ACUUUUAAUAUCAUCUUUACUAAUUAUCAUGAUCAUAAUCAUCGUCACCAUCAUUAAUAUCAUUUAUUCUGCAAAGACAAAUCAAGAAAACAGUUAAUACAAACAAUAAUAAAACUUUAACAGUUUGAUUCAAAUGGAUGACGGAAAAAGUGAAAGAUUAACUCAAAGGAGAAUUAACCUCAAACUACAUGUUCAUUUCAGUUUGUAGGCCAUUCAAAACAUCUGAAAAUUAUAAAGCAUCAUACAUUUGACGAAAGGGAGGACGUAUCUCUUCUUCAGAAUCCUUCGUCUUUCGUCGCUCUGAGAAUUUUCAGAACGUCGCCAUUGUGUUUGCGCACGGCCCGUUUUGUGACUUAUCGCAUGAAUUCGACUGCUUUUGCGUACGUACGUUUCCCAGCUGUAAACUGUAAAAUGAUCACUUUAGAUCACAUCAUUUUCCCCAUCGUACUUGGGUUUUUUUCUCCAGAAUUUUGUUUAUCCACCUUCAGAGCAGCUACCUAUAGCUUGAAUAUGGUCUGGAAACCGAUGAAACGAUUUCCCCUUGGUUUUCGAGGAACAAUUAUUACAACCAAACACUUGGCAGUACACCAUGUUCGACGUGUAUUGCAUAUAGAUACAUCAGUUCUCCAUGCGAUACGUCACAACCCGGAAGUUUUGAAGGGAAAUGUCGACAAAAUGGCAGCUUCCUUGGGGAUCAGACAACUUCGUAAAUAUGGCGAAGUAGGGUCUCUUUAUUGUAUUCUUCUUUAUUGUAUUCAUACUGGCAGUUUCAUCGGAGUACACCGAUAGAAAGAGAAUUUCAUCGCCUAUUUCCCUUCUUUCUAUCGGCUAUUAUAAUACCCCUUUCAUAUAGGGCGCUAAUUUUCAUCGGAUGCAUCCGGACGCAUUCGAUGAAACGGCCACUAUGAAUGGUACAGAGGAGAAAUAGCCGAAAGAAAGAAGAGAAAUAGGCAAUGAAAUUCUCCUGCUCAAGCUCAAGAGCAGGAGAACUUCUCUUAAUAUCGGUGUGACUCUUUAUUGUUGUUUUGUUUUCAUGAAGUACUCCAAGCCCGCAGUCACACUGGUGGAACGGACGAUAGUUCUCUGGAAUGGUACCUUAAUGUAUAUAAAGCAUCAGUUGUUCCAGACAUAAUAAAUAACAGGAUUAAUACCAAAGAAGGGAUUGGUUACCACCCAAAGGUGUUUGGUGAUGCUUCUAUAUCAACUGUUUACGCCAUUGGACGAGAAUGGAUAAAGACUUUUCCGUAUGCUGCGGAACCCCCCUACACCAACGCUGAUCUUAUGCACGCUCUUCAACCCAACGCAAAGUUUAUUCUAAUGAUACGCAACCCAACAAAGAGAGCCGACUCGUUAUUCUGGUAUACACACCUUCCAAGUCCAGGUGACGCUGACAGAUGGCAUCAACAAGUUACCACUUACAUCCAGUGUUUCAAAAAAUGCGUCCAAGACCACAAUCUAAGGUUCUGCGCAUAUGCUGCAGAAUGUCCCUACGACCUAAUCCCAGACCUGCAAGUGGGUAUAUAUCACGUGUACAUCCGUGAUUGGUUGAAAGUCUUCCCACGUGAUAAUUUCAAGGUGAUACGAUUGGAGGAUUGGGAAGCCGAACCUGUCACAGUCUACAGAGAUCUUCUCAACUUCCUCGAUCUAAGACAACUGAGUGUGGAUGAAGAGAAUAGAAUACUGAAAAGGAGACGUAGUAAUCAGAACCAAAGACAACAUGAACAGACACAUCCAGAGACAUUGAACGCCCUCAAUGAUUUUCAUCGACCGUUUAAUGUGGAACUUGCGAAACUCAUGGGAGACAAUAAAUUCAAUUAUCCUGAUUAUAAAGGUUAAGGCGUGUAACCAUGACAACAGUAUCAUGAAUGCAUGCCAGUGUCAGGGUUAAUAAAGUGCUGAGCAAAUUCAUGAUGAAUAUUGAUCAUGUCCCAUACACCCGUCAUGCCCGCAACCAUAGUAAUCAUAAUUAUGAGGGAAAGGGUUUUGGGAUAGAUCGUGUUUUAAUGAAAGAAAAAUCAACAUUUCAAUUCUGCAUGAUAAUAAUAUGUUGAGAAAUAUGAAACUCAUUAUUUUUGUGUAUAUUCUUUUUUUUCUAACUUUUCAGUCUUUUUCUGGAGAAAAAAAGGCAUCGUUUUGUUCUAGUUUUGGGGCUGAAAUAACUGUUUAGUGCGGUUAUAUCUUUUAAUUAUGUGAUUGUGAUAUAUUUUCGUCCAAUACUUUGUGACAUAAUGAACAACAAUUUUUUUUUUAAUUUCUGAUAGUUUAUCAAAUGAUAAAAAAGCUUUUUUUAAAUUAUGUUGCAGUUUGGUAUAAACUAUUUUAUGUACGAAAAAGAAUUGGAGUGUUGAGAAUUUAAAAUCAAUGAAAACACAAAAAUUGUGACCUUGAAUUAUAUGAAUACUUUGCUGCAAAAUUUGAUACUAUUCGUAUGAUUUUUCUUUUUAUAAAUCUGAGAAUGUAUUGUAACGUGUGUCAGAGGAAUGGGGUAGCGCUUUGAUUUGAUUUUCGUACAAACGAAUCGGAUAGAGAGAAGGUGCUGAUCUCUUAUUUGUAUAUAGUCCCUUCAGUACGAUGGAUCAGCAGAGUUUCGCCAUGUCGGUUCGAGUUGGGCACAAAAUGGUGAUUACUACUUUGUUUGGCCAGCACUAAAACAAUGUAUAUAUAUAUAUAUACGCCAUGUUUUCACCAACUGAAUUCAAGUUGGCCCAAAUCUGUGCUUAGACUGCUCCGAGUCUCUUGAUAGAAUAGCAAAAGUUUCUGAAAAGUGUUCUAACAUCGUAAUUAAACGUGAAUAACUUCAUGUACUUUGGAAUGUAACAUUAUCUUGUUUUUGCUUCUCCUAUCAAUUCAAUAUUGUCACCUUUGCUUUAUUUUUUUAUCUAUUUUUCUUCUUCUUUUUUUUCUUUCUUUCUUCUUUUCUUUUUCUUUUUCUUUUGUCUGUUAGUUCGUUCUAUAUUGGAGUGUGUUUUGUAUAUUGUUGUACUUGUUAUGUGUGGGGCGGGGGGUAAUAGGUGUUUUCUAGCUCUUUCUCUUUUUAUAUAUAUAUAUAUUUUUUUUGUCUCUAAAGGAAAUUUAAGAGGAAAACAAAAUAUUGUGGAAAAGAAAUAUUUUGAGAUUUAUAAGCAAACUGGUCCAGAAAAUAGUACAAAUUUUAUUUGCGAUUUUUUUUUUUUAAUGUGAAAAUAUAAUUUUGUUUAUGUGAAUAUUUUUCAUCUGCUAAUGUGUAACUUUAGUUGUAACCUUCUAUGUAAAUGUAAAAGUUCAUUUGAAAAUUUAUUUAGACCUA
This is a messenger RNA of Strongylocentrotus purpuratus (purple sea urchin), 3286 nucleotides long. RefSeq names its product carbohydrate sulfotransferase 15-like. The transcript has 5 exons. The record is from RefSeq and is a predicted model, not a curated record. Gene Ontology annotation, molecular function: N-acetylgalactosamine 4-sulfate 6-O-sulfotransferase activity. NCBI's taxonomy places the organism in Eukaryota, Metazoa, Echinodermata, Echinoidea, Camarodonta, Strongylocentrotidae. Bases 1282 to 1836 code for a protein of 184 amino acids. Gene Ontology annotation, biological process: hexose biosynthetic process.